Messenger RNA from Sarcophilus harrisii (Tasmanian devil), 7516 nucleotides. RefSeq names its product leucine-rich repeat-containing protein 14. Gene Ontology annotation, molecular function: protein binding. The record is from RefSeq and is a predicted model, not a curated record. Lineage: Eukaryota; Metazoa; Chordata; Mammalia; Dasyuromorphia; Dasyuridae. The transcript is spliced from 4 exons. Gene Ontology annotation, cellular component: cytoplasm. The coding region runs from base 272 to 1762 and encodes 496 amino acids.
GCCCCGCCCCUCCGCCGUACCAAGCCGGAUCUAUUUUUCGUGGCGGAGGGAGGUGGUCGCUUUCUCAGAAAUAGACAAGUAUAACAACUGCGGUAGAUCACAACGGCGACGACGGCGGCCAGGGCGGCGGCCGCACCCGGGCCGGGGGGCGAAGUACGGCUCGGCGCGGCCCCGCGGCUCCGGGGGGAGCUAGUCGGACCCGCUGGACUGCGAACCGAGGGUGCUUCCCCUUCUAUGUCUCCUGGACUUCUAAUGUACAUUGCUUGCAACCAUGCAUUCCCUAGUGUUCCUGUGUGCCCGUCAGGUGAUCCAGGACCAGGUCUUUGCCUGCCAGGCCUUGGCAUUCCUGCCCCAGGAGCUGUAUGCAGUGCUAUUCAAGGCUGCCUUCUUAGACAGAAAAACAUUGGUGUUGCAGAAGCUGGUACAGAUGUGGCCUUUCCCUCUCCUGAGCUUCCACCAGCUGCUGCGGGAGAAUUCUUCAGAUUGUCGUCGGAUUCCACUACAGGAAAGGCCAACAAAGGAGAGUGUUCAGGCUGUGAUCCUGGGGCUCUCUGCACGACUGAGGGAGCCACCCCCUCGCAGGAAGCUGCAGUUGCAGUUGUUGGACAUGACAGGAAUUCUGGAUUCUGGCUAUGAGGAAGACCUCACAACCAUGACCAUGUGGUCCCGUACCGUGUCUGUGAUCCAGACCUGCAUCAUGGGUCAGCUGAACAAAUCUUUACGACAGAGACGGCGGCGGGCCAAGCGCAGGAAGGCGGUCCCGCCCAUUUACACUCCGACCCCCAUAGAGGUUCGGGUGGAUCUCCGAGUGACCCACAGCUCUUACGGCUUUCUGAAGGACACACUACAGACGAGUGCUUUCAGCCCUCUGCGCCUCUGCUGUCGAGACUUCCGGGCUGAAGAGCUCCCUUUGAACAGCACUGUCGACAUGUUGGAGUUACUGGACCCCAUGCACUUGCGCCGAGUGGACCUGUGCUUCAACAGCCUCGAGUUAUCUGGCCUGUGUGAACUCAUGGCUUCGAUUGUGAAGUUCAACAACUUGCUGAGCCUGAAGCUUCAGUACAGCUAUGUGGACCUCUGGCAGCUCUCCUCCGAGGCAGAAGAGAGCUUCCGCUUGUUUAUCACAGAGCUUAACAAGUUGAACCGCCUCAGAGAGCUCAAUUUGGGUUCCUCUUGCCUUUCUGGUCGGCUGGGUCAGUUGCUCAGUGCCCUGCAGGAUCCCCUGGAGAGCCUGGAAGUGGCCUUCUGCUAUCUCCUCCCCACAGACUUGAGGUACCUGGCCCAAAGCCCACACGGCCCCCAUCUGAAGAAGUUGGACCUCAGCGGCAACAACCUUUCAGGCGCCCUCCUGGGCCCCUUCCAGUCUGUGCUGAAGGCCGUCUGCGUCUCUCUGACGCUCCUGAAUGUGACUGAAUGUGAGCUUAUGGACACCCACCUUAUUUCCACUCUUCCAAGCCUGUGCCGCUGUGUUCAUCUUCGCUACCUUGGUCUCUAUGGCAAUCCUCUCUCUACCUCUGGACUUAAAACCCUUUUGGUCCGGUCAGAGGUGCUGUCUGAGCUCCAGCUGGUGGUCUAUCCAUUCCCCGUGGACUGCUAUGAGAUUUUGCCGUGGCCACCCCCUGCUGCUAUCCUGCUGGAUGAGGAGAAGUUUGCCCACGUUCAGGCUGAAUUACGCCAGAUGCUCCUGUCAGCUGACCGCACUAACGUGUUGUGGACCACGGAUGUCUACGGUCCCAACAUGCCUGACUACUUUAGCUUAUAACUGGUGGUCUGCUUGCCAGGGAUGGAGAGGACCUUGUGGCCAUCCAUCCUCCCUGGAUUCGAGAGGCUGUCACCGGUAGUUCCGGUGCUGAUUCUUAGAGGCCCACAAGGAGUCUUGAGGCCUUCUCUCCUGCUGCUUGUCAUCUUUAAAUACUAGGAAUUCCGGCUUGUCUAGCAGGGGCAUGGAGCUAACUUUAUAGUUUGGGGAUGGGAGGGUUUGGGGAGGGUAUUUCUGUUGGAGUGAUAUUUAUGAGAACCCACCAGGUUUAUGAGAACCUAGGUUACCUUCUAGUCUACCAAAAGUGGGUCAGAGGGGCUUAUGGGGUCCUGUCAAGGAUACCAGAUAAGCUAGGCCAGGUAUUCAGAAAAGGUUGUCCUGACACAUGUCUGGUUUACUCUCUUAUACUCAUUCCAAGUGUGUGGAGAGAACCUUCAUCUUUUUCUACUUUAUAAGGCUUAUUCCUAUGUCCUCAGGACAUACUGGGCUGAUUUAGCCCAGGUGAGCACUUAAAGUCUUAUAGUGUUCAGUCAAUGGUUAAGUAUACCAAGGAGACUCGGGAGUUUUCCCUGGCCAGUUUGGAAUGCUGGUGUUAGGGUUUGAUUUCAGAGUCCCCAUGGAUCUAACUCUAGCCAUUCAGUGGGCUCCAUAUGCUUACUUUAGUUCUGAACCAUAAUGACAUUUUUGUGGAUAAAGGACUAAUAUUAUGAACAAGUAGCAUGAACUUGCUUAGCAUUCCCCCUUAAAUUCUGUGGGUGUUGGGGAUAUUUGAAUUAACCGUUCAAACCACAAGUGUUGCACCAGAAUAGAAAUCUCUGUCUUUAGAUUGUGAGGUCCCCCUGUGUUUUUUGAUGUCUUCUUUUUGAUAUAUAUUUCCUAUUGUAUCUUCUAGGUGAUUGUGUAGGAGCUGGAAUAUUCUCCAAAGGGCUCCUUUUCCCAGGAGUCUUUUCCCAGGUUUUUAUCUGAAUUCUUGGUUCAUUUUAGGAGAAGAUGUUUAAAUUGUGGUCCAUAUGUAAGGUGGGUUCCCACUGGGGAAAACUUUGUGUAGCAUAGGAACUAGGUGUGAGUCCUUCUUCUUGACUGAAGUUAUCCUUAAAUGAGUGCCCCUUUUUCAUUUAAGAGGGGUUCUAUUCUGCCAGGGUGUUCCAGGGGCCACUAGAGGAGGUCGGGUUCUUGGGUUUCUUUAUAUUCUUCACAUAACACAUUACAAACAGCAACAUAUUAUACCUUUCCAAAUUAGAAGGCUUCAUUCUAAUAAAAUCCAAACAAAUUUCUUACUGUUUGGAUUUGAUUCUGCAGAGCCAGUAGCUUGGCCACCAUUUGGCAUAGACCCAGCAGGCUUUGUUUUGCCAGAAAUUCUCCUUUGGUUGCUAUAGAGAGUGAUCUGUUUCUUGAAGGAAUAUUAAUGCUUGGCAAGCAAAGUUAGGUAAGACCUGCAUCUCCUGCUGUUCUUUGAAGGGGGUGUAUUUUUAUUGCUUAUACCUUCUACAUUUGCAUAUGUGUUGAAAACUCCUUGCCAGUUACAGCAUAUUGCCUGGGUGAAAACUAAGUGAUAAUACUAAAAGUAAGCCAGCUUGGAUUUUAUAUCCAGAAAGCAGUUCAGUGAUUAACAAUAAAAAUACAAUUAUACAUAUACACCUUUUCUUAGCAUGGUUCACAUUUUCUUUAGUUACUAUUUUAAUCUCAGAAGCAUAGUUUUUAACUCUAGACAAGUGAUAAAUCUUGAAUAAUUUUGGAAUAAAUUAGUCUCCAAAUUAUUUCACUUCUAGGAUAAUAGUGUACAUGUAAUUCACAUAAAGAGCAGAUGCAUCAGUUGGCAGAAUAUUUUCUUGUACUUUAAACUCCCACAUUGCAUACAAAACUAUUUUCAUACCUUUGGACACAUGUACACAUUUAAAAUUUACAUGAAUAAUAGAUUGUUUUUCAAAAUAUUCAAACUAUUAAUUUGCCUGAAGAAAGGACUCAAAAAUAUUUGCUUCCUAUGCACAGUUAUUUUUCAUUCUUUCAGAUGCUUAAAGUUCUCCCAGUACUUGUGAAAUGAACUCAAAAAUUAUCAGGUAAAUACUUCUUCCUCUAUCAGUUAAAAAACUAUCUUGUUACUCUUUAAAACAAUCAGGUAUAAUGAUUGGAUUUCUAGAAUGCCCAUGUUCAUCUAUCUGCUGCUUUUGUGCUGGGGUUAACACUAACAUUCUUAAGAUUAUAUCUCUACCCUUAUAAUCUAUGGCUAAUAUAGUACAUAUAGUCCUGCUGUUAGUUCAUUUUAAAUAUUUUUAGAAGGCAUCGUUUUUCUGAUUCUGAGUCUGAUUUCAGGGGAUUGACCUGAAUAAUUCUUCUAGAACUAAGAACCUCUUUUACUCCUUAAGGAGUAGAUCUAGGGUAGGAGUUUUUAACAUUUUGUGUCAUGGACCCUCUUGGUACUGAUGAAGCCCAUAGAUCCCUUUUCUGAAUAAUGUUUUUAAAUUCAGAGUAAAAUACAUAGAAUUAGAAAGGAAACCAGUUAUAUUGAAAUGCAGUUUAAAAUUUUUUAAACAAGUUCAUAGAUCCCAGGUUAGGAUGUAGUUUAAAGGUGACAUUGGGCAACCAACUUGUAUCAUGGAUUAGUUAUGGAGAGUAGGGGGGGGGUAACAGAGUGUCUGCCAUUGUAACCUAGGAAAUCAUGUGCCUGAAUUCAUUGUAGUUAUUUUUUUUUUAACCCAAAGGGUUCAUACUUUUUUGAUAGAUUUAAUUGAAUUGGACACAUAUAUAUCAUGACUCAGAUUAUUUUGGGAGCUUGAAAUUUUUUUAAUACCAACACUAGAUGGACUUCAACACUGGGGUAAAUAUAAUUUUUAAGGGGUCUUGCUUCAGAAGACUUUGUAUAUGGCUCAAGGUUGUCAAAGGGCAAAUCAGUAAGAAAGAGUUCUUCAUGCCUGACUUGAAAUAUGCUAACCUGAGAAUAAAUAGACUAGAAACCCCGGUUCUCAACCAUUUUUUGGAUCAAAGGGUCAAACAUAAAAAUUUUAGUUGGGAACCUUAGAAAUUGUCUAGUCCAACCUCCUGAUAUUAUGAAUUAGGAAACUAAAACCUACAGAAGUUGCAGAGCUAGAGUUCAAAUUCUUAUUUUCUGAUCCCUAUUUCAGAUAUUUCUUAUGAUACUAUGCAGUCUAUUUUUCUUGUUCAGACAUAAUGGUGAUUUUUAUCUAUUAGCUCUUGGUAUAGCUCUGGUGCCUUGAUAUGUGACUUGUGGAGCAUUAUUAAUAUAAUUGCUGGGGGUUCUGUGUAGGGUUUGGUGGGAGACAUAAUCAUGCUCGUUGGGUAAGAGAAUGCAGUACCCUGAGUCCUAGUAUCAAGAAAAGGUUUCUUGGGUGAGAGAGGUUGCUUUUUUUUUUUUUUUAAAUUUAAGGGACUCCCAGGGAAUAAAUAGGAAUAUAGAGCAGCUUUUUUCCACCAUAUAGAGGAAGUGAAAGGAAAUAGGUGUUAAUUUAAUGUUCUUUUGAAGAUUUCAGGGAAGACGGUGAGACAAAAAGUAGGAUGGGAUGUCUAGCCUAGAACAUGCCCUCAAUGAGAAAUGAAAAUGUUGAAAAUAAAUAUAAUCAGAAUAUUUAAAAUCAACCUGGAUCUAAAAAAGAAAAUGAAAGUAGUUGGUGAAAGCACAAUUUAAAAAUUCUGCAGUCCAAGGAUUAAUGUCAAAGCACCAGGAAUAUAUGAAGAUUGGGGAGCAGAACUCACUUGAUAAAUAAUGGACAAGAGAGUUUGGAUAUAUGUUUUUAAGGAAAUGAAAGGCCUAACUUAAAAGGAAAGAGGACAAAUUCAAGAAACUUUCCUAGUUAGUUCUGGAUCUUUAGCAAUAAAAACUAGGAUAAAAGGGGAUCAAAUUUGGCAUUGAAAAUAUGAAGGAUAAUUCAGGAUUAAAAUGAUAAAAGUCAGAUCCAGUUCUUGGAACAAGCAUCUCCAAGAUUAAAGUAGGGUUUAAAUGGAACUUGAACUUACUGUUAAUGGGGUUUGUGGGUUUUAAUUAGGAUCAUCUAUGCUACAAAAUGAAGGAACAGCUGAAUAUAGAAAUAGUUUUCUGAGAAUUGAGACAUUUUUUCCAUAUCUGAAAACAAAACCAGUUUUAGAAAUUGAAGGAAUUCAUUAGCUUUUGUUGUUGAAGAAAUCUCACCAAAAGAUUCUAUGGCACAAAAAGGUGAAAUUCCCAAAUUCAGAUAAAGGGGAGACUUCUCCAAGCAACAACAAAAAAAGAGUAUAGACAGUGUGCUUCAGAAGUCUUAAGUGAAGUUUAAAGGUAUAAUAACACGAAGCUCUAGUGCUAUUUUUAAAAUUUUUGGAACAGCCUGUAUAAAAGAUUACAACCUCUAAUUAUGUACAGAUAUAAUAGGAGAUGAAAGAAAAGGCCUCCAAACAUCAUAAAACCAAAACAUGGGGUAAAAUCUGAGAGUAAUAGAGUGCCAAAGAACUAAACAUCCUUUCUGAAGUCAGAAGAAUAUCCAUAUAAAUAAGUUAAACAGAAAUCAUUAUGAGAAGACCAUAUUCAUUUAGUCUCCAUAAGUCUUUGAAAUGUGUUGGGGCAACAUUGACAUAUUUAAAGACAUAAUAUUAAACAGUUAAGACCAGGGAGGUUCUUUAAAUUUGUUCAGUUAUUAGAUUAGGAAAUAGAUUUAAAUUUUACAAGUUCACACAAGAUAAAAUCAAACAUAAGCAAUAUAAUAUUUUUAUUUUUGAAAGGGAGAUAUCAAUGAAUUAUUUUGUGAAUUUAAGACAAUAAUACAGAAAGGAUAUGAAGAGGGAAAGAGUAAACAAAUCCCAGAGCACAGCUUUAAGUCUCUAAAAGAAGAGGAGAAGAUGGGUCUAAGGUCAUAUGAGUGUACACACCUAUGUAAAAUUACAAUAAAUAAUACAGUUCCUUCUGAUUAGAAAAACCUCCCUCUAAAUUCAUUUCUAGUUUUCAACAAAAAUAGAUUUUUAAAAGGAUAAGAUAUAUCACGUAUUAUAGUUAGAACAGAAAGUAUUAACUCAAAUCCUAUAAGUUAUAUAGCUUUGUUAAUUAAAUGUCAAUAUCAUGUCUUCAUGAAACACUUUUCACAUUUCUUUAGUGUCUUAAGACUUGAAGAGCUCUAUCUUCAUAAUAAACCCAUUUUACAGAUGAAUUGAAGCCCAGAAAGUUGAAGUAUUUCAGAGUUGCCCAGAGUCACAUAGGUAAUAAGUGUUCUGAUACUUUUAUUCAUUUAUACUUAGAAAUUUUUACAUAAUGACAUAGCUAGUUCUGGCUAUUACUUGAACUCAUGCUUUAUGACUCCAAGAUCAGUGUGCUUUUGAUGAUACCAUGUCACUUUAAAAAUCAGUAGUGUAUAUGCUAAUAAAAGAAAAACAGGGCUAUCCAUUAAAAAUUGCAAAUUUAAUUUUUCUGAUUUGAACUCUGUUUUGAGAGAAGUAGGAAUGUUAUAUGUGAAAGGCAUAAUGAAUAACAAAAUGAGAAUGAUGGUGAAUGAACAUGCCUCAAUAAUAUAUGUGGAAGAAAAAGCUAGAGUUCUGCAGGAACAAAGAACUAAUAUCUAUGGUGUCUCAUGUCAUUAGAAAAUGACCAAAUAAGUAGAAAAAUCACAUACUUAACAAUGUAAAGAAAACACUACUAUGUACUCUUCGGUACUAAUCAGUACUUUCAGUACUAUCCAGCUUAAAUUCACUAUCCCAUUUUAUAGAUGAAACUGAGAAAAAGAACAAAUUGUAGAACUUUAAAACAUCAGGUAAUACUGUGCAUAGUUAUGUCACAGAAAUUAA